AUGUCUUCUACAACAACGGAGAUAGAACCCAAGGGCCUGGAGGCCACUUCUUCUGCGGAAGCAGAGAAAAGCAUCCCGCAAAACUCCACGAAAGCGCCAAACAAGUUUGUGUCUGCCAUGCGAAGAAUCUAUCGACCUCUUGGAUUCCAAAAAGGAUACAAUUUUCCACUUUUUAUCAUCUUUGCUGGUGCCAUGCUGGGAUUUUGCCUUGCUCGUGCGAUGUAUAUGAAUGUUAGCGGCAACGCUCCUCAUAGUUUCAAAAACAGCACCGUGCCUGGAGAGUGGUACUGGUACCAAAAGGGGUUCAGAAAGAUUGGCAUCACUCUACAUUUGGCAACUUGCAUCCCCUUGGGAUUCCUCAUGAUCUGGCAAUUCGUGCCAGUUAUCCGACACAAGUUCCUUAUGUUUCACCGAAUCAACGGAUACGUGGUGAUCAUCUUGACAUUCUUGACCAACGUGGGCGCAUUGAUGAUUGGACGUCAUUCCUUUGGAGGAGGACCAGAAAUUCAGCUUGGUGUCGGAGUACUCGCCAUUGUGACAAUUGGAUCUAUCUGCAUGGCUUAUUACAACGUCAAACGUCUUCAAAUUGAUCAACAUCGAGCCUGGAUGCUUAGAGGAAUGUUUUACUUGGGCACAAUCAUCACACUUCGAAUUAUUAUGCAAGCCUCUACCCCGAUCCUGUCUGCAUCUGGCAAUUAUUUUCAGUCACAGCCAUGCAAACAGGUGCAAUUCAGUUAUGAAUUGUAUGGAUUCGGACCAUAUACUCAAAUGUUGUAUCCUCAGUGUAGCGACCCAAAUGCUCAAGUCAGCGUCAAAGCUAGUAUGGAGGGUCCCGGUCCGGAGAACAUCGAAGCUGCAUUAGGGAUCUCGUUCGGAAUGGCCUUCUGGAUGGCGCUGUUUCUCCACAUGAUUGGGCCUGAGAUUUACCUGUCCUUGACGCCAGCAGAAGGAGAGAGGUUGAGGAACGUCAGCUACGAAAGACAAUUGGAGGCGGGGUUCAAGAAUCCUGGAAGCUCCGGGUUGACUUCUGAUAGAUGGGGCGAUGCUCCUGAAUGGAAGCCGCAAGUGGUUUGA
Molecule: messenger RNA, 1074 nt
Organism: Glarea lozoyensis ATCC 20868
Lineage: Eukaryota; Fungi; Ascomycota; Leotiomycetes; Helotiales; Helotiaceae
Exons: 2
Coding region: 1-1074 (357 amino acids)
Source: RefSeq, a predicted model, not a curated record